AUGCCGCCCACCAGUCCCAACGACGGUGUCUCCAUGUCCGAGCUCAGCUUCAUCAACUACGACGCCUACUCUGAACUCGACCCCGACCUCAGCCUCGACGGGUCUGCUGAUUUCCUCGACCUGAUCCAGUCGAACCCCGAUCUCUCCCAGCCCAAGGCCCAGCCCGUCCUGCAGUCUACACCCGGCCAUAUCCCCUCCGCCCCCUCACCCACCGCCUCCGACCAAGAUUCCGCCUCCGACUCAUCCACCACACACAGGACCGACAGCUCCACCCUGUCAGCGGCAGCUAUGAACGGCGGCGAUGUCGACAUGGCCGGCAUGUGGGACCAGCUCGACUCACAGCCAAGGCUGGACUGGGAGGACCACGGCGACUUCGUCGAUAUCGACCACAUGCCUUCCAUCUUCGACAACGCCAACGGCACCAUCAACCCCGCCGCUCUUGACCAGUCUCCAUACGGCGAGCACAUAGACAUCGGCGACGCGCAGUUUGCUCGCAGGCACGACUCCUCCAGCCCAUCAGACAGUAGCCAGAGCCCCGUGGCUGCCAACGCCUCGGACGAGUCUCCCCCAGAGGAUACCGAGAAUCAUAACGUCUUCUCUUUCAAGGGUUCUCCACAAUCCGUACAGUCUCCCUACUCCUACCGUAACAAGCGUCACUCUAACUAUUCCCUGAGCAAGUCCAUGAACGGCCUACGCACCGCCGGCUCCAGAGAAGUGUCGCCAGCCUCACACAUGGUAUUCAGCCAAGGGUCCUCGCCGUCUGCGGUACCGAACUUCGCUCCUGUUGAAAAUGAGAUGACCGACUUCAGUGGCCUCCCGUCAGGCAGCACAUGGUUCGGUGCGACCUCACUAUCACCAAACAACACGGCGACCGGGUCGAUGGACUUCGCAGCGGCCGCACCAAACGCUGGUAAUAUGGGCUUUUCGAUGAUGCAGCAGCCUUCUUUUGCACCGCAAAGGCCCCAGUUGACCAUCCACUCGAUCCCUCCCAAAUCUCGCGUGGAAACCCAGAUUCCCAUCAAGAUGACGCUGUAUCCUGUGCCAGCGGGCGUCAAGAAGAUACAUCUCCCGCCGCACACUAUAUCGAAGCCCAAGCUGCUGGCAAAACCCAGGCCCGCACCCGCACCAGACACGCUCGAGCUCUUCACCCAGCUCGUCUGUACCAGCGCCAUGGCCAAACCUGGGCUGAAGGACAAGGCAUUAGCUCGUGCUGCGGUUUCCGGACAUCCCGUGGAAGUGAGGGCUGAGCCAGAGGGUGAUGACAAGCCUGAAAAUGGCGGUGAGGUGCACAUUUGCCCUGGCUGUGUCACGCGAGAGCACAAGCGUGCCAAUCGCAAGAAGGUCAAGAAGCCAGAGGAGGAGGAGAACUGGAAGAAGGACGAGACGAAGAGAGUCAUUGUUUUCAACACUCAGGAGGUCAAGGAAUGGCAGCAGCCCCCUCCGGAAGAGAUCAGGCCCUCCGGAACCCUGCAGAUUGAGGCGCCGAUGCGGAUUGCUUGCUACUGUCGUCACCACCACGAGAAACUCGGGUUCCAGGUUAUCUUCACGCUCAAGGAUCACCUCGGUCAGGUUGUCACUCAGGGCCUGUCCCCCUCGAUCAUGAUUACAGACGAUCACAAAACACAGCCGCCCCCAAACCCUAUCAACUCGAUCGUCGCGAGUGAUGCCACCGAUCCGUCAGCCGCCGCAGUGGCUCCCACAGCGUCGAGCGGCAUUAAUGACAUGAACGCCAUCCAACCUGGGCACCCAUUCCGCCAGUCGCAGUCGACAUCCGAUAUACAGGCUCUGAAGCGCAGUGCUAAUGCUCUGCAACCUCCGCCGAUCCAUUCCGGCACCUCAUCUCAACGCACCUCUGCCGUGCCGACCCCGCGAGUCCUUUCGAGACCGCCUUCACCUAGUCAAUUAGGCCCGUCCGCAAAGAAGAGGAAGUCAAGCGGCGCUAAGCUGCCCACGACCCUCCACAUGACCCGUCUCGAGACGGCGAACUUUGCUCCACAACCACCGAACGGUCUGCAGAACGGGCAGCCAGGACCCUCGUCCUCGACGUCUCCUUUUACGCCACCAAGUACGAUUUCCUAUUCCGACGGUGGCGGCGAUGGCAGCUUCAUCCCGAACGCUACGGCUCCGAACGCACCAUUCCCGGUGGGACCACCCACUCCGAACAGCAGUGAACAGGUCGUCUUUCCGGAUGCCAAUGGCUCCUCGGCUUCUGAUAGCUUGACAGCCACGCCGAUGUUCUCUGCCCCUCCUUCGGCACAUACCAGCAGACCGCCGAGUCCAAGCGGGCUGAGGAACGGUGGGCUGCAACAGCCGCAGCUCAGCCAAGUCGGCCAAAUGUUGGCCCAUGGCAUUCCCGUACCUGCUCCAUUUCCAAACACCAAUCAGCUGAGACAGCCGAUGCCCAUGUCUGUGAUCCACAAAGUCAUUCCCAACGAGGGCCCGACGACCGGCGGAAUCGAGGUUACUAUACUCGGCUCCGGUUUCUACCAAGGGUUGGACGUCAUGUUUGGAGACACGAAGGCCACUACAACUACGUUCUGGGGCGAGCAGGCUCUUCACUGUCUCUUGCCACCCUACCAUGUGGCCGGAACAGUACCUGUUAGCCUCAGGGGCCCCAAUGGCCAACCUCAGCUCCUACCGUCCCUGCAAAACAGGCCGCAGGCCACCUUCACGUACAAGGACGAUAGCGAAAACCACCUGCUUCGCCUUGCCCUGAAUGUGCUUUCAAACAAACUGACGGGGAAUACCAAUGAGCUACGGGGCUUCGUCAGUCGGAUCAUUGACAACUCAAACUCUCCUGGUCUGAACGGCAACAGCUUCAACGGUGGUCCCUCGGGCUACAACAUGAACCUGGAGACGAAAUUGCUGCACGUACUCGAUCUCCUGGACAUGGAUGACAGCACUAACAGGGCUCGCCUUAACCUCCGCCGGAAGACUGGGCACACGAUGCUACACUUGUCAUGCGUCCUUGGACUCCAUCGGUUCACCGCAGGUCUGCUGGUGAGAGGCGCCAACCCCAACAUACAGGACGCUGGAGGCUACACCCCAUUGCACUACGCCGCAAUGCACAACCACCCCGAGCUGGUCAGGCGGCUCAUCCAGCACAAGGCGGACCCUGCGCUCAAGACACGGCAGAAUCUGCUCGCUUCUGAUGUUGCCACGACACGGGACGUUAUCCGCGCCAUCAAGCGUGCAGGAAGAAGAGGCAGCACGAUCCACAGCCGUGCCAACAGCGCCACAUCACUGCGCUCCUUCUGGGAGCCUCCUCGCGCGUAUCCUCCAUCCGAUGAGUUCUCAAGCAGUGAAAUGUCCGAGUCAGAAGACACUGCGGCCUACAGCUCGGAUGAAGACUACGAGGAAGACACAUGGCUGCAAAUGAAGCGGAGGUCCUCGCGGGGCAACAUGGGUCCGAGUGCGAGACCGUCCGUCAUUGAUAUACCAAAUACUCCCGAGCAGGGGGGCUUGGCGUCCCCGGCGGUUGCCAUGGCGGCUUUCAGAGACCAGCUCCAACAGCUUCAACAGUCCAUGACGACACAUUUCCACAACCUCCCACACCUGCCGCAGAUGCCUAACAUGAUGGCGAUGCCGGACUACCAAGCUUACAGGCAGCGCAUGACAGCACUUCUGCCGAAUAUUGUAGGCCCACGCCCUGUUGCGCCAGGGGAGGAGAACCGAUGGUGGGACUUGUCUUCCCUGAUGCCGUCUUCGGUCCUACCACCUGCGUACGAUGAGAUCUUCCCUGGUGGACAACAAGACAGGAAGAUCUCCCCAGACGAAUUGGACAGCAAACAAGAAUCUGCUGCGCGGGCCGCCGCCGACUAUGAUGCAGACAGGAAGUGCGCAGCGCUGUACGAUCAGCCGGAGGCAUCGACAGCACACCAGCAGGUGGACGAGCCACACGUGGAGGAGAUGCAGACGGCAAAACAGUUACCGAAACUUUUACAGAUUGGCCGCAAGAACAACAUCACGAAGGAACAACAGGACAACCUCCGCCAGGCACAUGCGCAAAACAUGAAGAAGCUGAGCAGAGACCGGAACCUAUUCUUCGUUUGGAUACCGCUGCUGCUAAUUAUCUCCUGUGCGAUGUUGUACAGUCACUUCCCCGGUAUUUUCACCGCUGCCUGGAGUUUUGUGUCUCCGGCACAGAAGCCACAUACCGCACCGAGGGCUGGUGGUUUCGUUCUUGGCGAGGUCUAG
This is a messenger RNA of Diaporthe citri, 4197 nucleotides long. RefSeq lists its product as uncharacterized. The transcript is spliced from 2 exons. Bases 1 to 4197 code for a protein of 1398 amino acids. Gene Ontology annotation, biological process: regulation of transcription by RNA polymerase II. Gene Ontology annotation, molecular function: double-stranded DNA binding; transcription coregulator activity; protein binding. The record is from RefSeq and is a predicted model, not a curated record. NCBI's taxonomy places the organism in Eukaryota, Fungi, Ascomycota, Sordariomycetes, Diaporthales, Diaporthaceae. Gene Ontology annotation, cellular component: nucleus.